Molecule: messenger RNA, 1023 nt
Organism: Tauraco erythrolophus (red-crested turaco)
Lineage: Eukaryota; Metazoa; Chordata; Aves; Musophagiformes; Musophagidae
Product: beta-1,4-galactosyltransferase 3
Biological process (GO): carbohydrate metabolic process
Cellular component (GO): Golgi apparatus
Molecular function (GO): galactosyltransferase activity
Source: RefSeq, a predicted model, not a curated record
AUGUCCCUCUCCCGUGUGGAAAAUCCGUGUUUUCUGCUGUUUCUGUUUGUCUUCCAAGCGAUAUUUAUCCUGAUACUCUACCGAGGUGGACCUUCAAAUGUGUUUCGUGGGAUUUUAGACUCUCAUCAGCUUCUGGAUUACUCAAAAACUCACGAUGUGUAUACAAACCUCAGCUUGUUUACCCGAGCUCCUAACGAAGAAGCUAUGCGGUACUGCUCAGUCCAGUCACCGAUAUUUGUUGGUCCAUUAACCAUCACCUUCAGGACACUCCCUAGUGAAAGAAUGAUCAUCAAAAAAAAUCCUUUUGUUCAGCCUGGUGGCCGCUACAGGCCACCUCACUGCUUGGCCCGCUACAAGUCAGCCAUCCUUGUGGCCUACAGGAACCAGGAGAAGUACCUUCGCCAUCUGCUCUACUAUCUUCACCCUUUCUUGCAGCGCCAGCAGCUCAGUUACAGCAUCUACUUGAUUCAGCAGGUGGGGAAUGGUACAUUUAACCGGGCCAAACUGCUGAACGUCGGGGUCCGGGAAGCCCUGAAGGAUGAAGACUGGGACUGCCUUCUCCUGCACGAUGUGGAUCUGGUACCUGAGAAUGAUUAUAAUCUCUAUGUUUGUGACGAAUACUAUCCCAAACAUAUGGCUAGUGCCAUGGAGAAGUUUCAGUACACUCUGCCAUAUAAGUCCUUUUUUGGGGGUGUAUCUGCUCUGACUCCAGAACAUUACAUGAAGAUGAAUGGGUUUCCAAACACGUACUGGGGCAGUGGUGGUGAAAACGACGACAUUGCUGCAAGGAUUCAGUUAAAAGUCCGGACAUCACCGCACCUUGGUCGCUACAAAGUCAUGGACUACGCUGAAGAGACAGAGACACAAGAGCCUUGGAGAAGGCCUCCUUCCCACCACAACACCAGAAAAACAUGGAAAGAUGAUGGAAUGAAUUCAUUAGAAUUCAAGCUCCUUUCCAGGACGAAGCAUCCUCUUUAUACCAACAUCACUGUGGACAUUGGAUAUGUUCCCCCAUUUUCUUAA